UCGAUCUGGUAACCCUGACCCCCACCAUUACAGACCUCAGCAGCGCAAAAAAGGCUCUAGUUUUUAUAUAAUAUAUCAAUGAUUUCAUACGUAUUCGGAAAAAGGGUAUUUUACAAUUUAAAAAUAAGGCAUCAGGACAAAAAAUUAAAAAAAUUUAUGUGAGUUCCACAUUUAGCUCCUCUGAAGCUGCGCUAACAAGUCCUUUUUUACUGAUUAGUUUUGUGAAAAAUUUUUAAAUUUUUCACAAAAAUGUCUCUAAAGGUCUGAGUAUAUUUAAAAAAUCAAGGUUAUACAAAGGCGCGGAAACCGCGAAAUUUCGUCAUGCACCGUAAACGCCCCGCCCCGUCAAGUUUUAGCACCGCCCCGCCGGCGGGGCGGGACGGGGCGGUUUUACACCGCGGCUCGUUCAUCUCUGGUACGUAUGGUGUUUGCACCAAGGACAAACACCUACAUUUGAAAACAAGUCUCGUCUUCAUCGAUCGAUUUUGUGUCAACAAUUAAUAUUGAAAAAUCUUUUGAAUGAGUGACAAGCAAAGUAAAAGCGAAAGAACUUGUAGCGUCAAUACUUCGAAGUGCAAAUAAAACAUGAAACUUGUUGAUACUACAUACUUUGCUGUUGAAGAACAGCUCAUCUGUGUAUAAUCAAUAAUAAACAUGCCUUUAGAAGUUUCCUUUUCUAGAUUCGAAACAAUUAUUUUCUAUUAUCGCUAAUCAAUUAACAUGGCAUCCGACUUUACGGAGUUAAUUGAAAAUGCUAUUACGUGUCCAAUCUGCGCGAAACAUUUUGCAGAACCGCGUAUGCUACCAUGUAAGCAUACAUUUUGCCAUCAAUGUCUUACAAAUAUGUGCACUGAAAACAAUGGUGAAUUGGUGUGCCCAAAAAAGGAUGGAACUAAAAUCAGAGUAGAUGCCGUCACAGCAUUACCUCUGAACGACGCUUUACAAGGGCUUGUGGAACUAAUUGGUAAGCAGGAAAUUCCUUCUAUGAUCAAAAUUCAUUGAGCGAAAACAAUGUUGCAGACUGUACUUCUUUAAAUCUUGAGUCAGAUGAAAUUCUUCUAAUAGUUGUCUGGCUUUAAGCAGUGUCGAGAUGAAGCAAAAUGUUUGAUUUCUCUUGUGUGAUAAUGAUAGUGAAAGAUUAUGAACAUGAUUUAAGUUAGAAUUUUUUGAAGAUCGAAAAACGACAUUUCUAAUCAUGAAAAUCUUGUGUAACAUUCUCUAUGUUUUAACUCACAGAAUUUCAAUUCCCAAACAUUUCUAUGAUGCUUUUUUUUUCUUUCUUAAGAUAAUCCUGAUACAAGUGGACCUCGUUGCGCUCGAUGCCAAUCAUACGAGGCCGAAUUUUGGUGUGAUGGCAACUGUCAACUUUGCCUUUGCUUCAAAUGUUGGGAGCAAAUUCAUGCAUUAGGUGAAUAUCGAAAUCAUGCGCAACUUCCUGUAUCAGAAAGACCAAUUGGUACACGUCGAUGUCAAGAACAUGAUGAAGAUAAUAAACUCAAAUAUUGGUGCGAAGGAUUGCAAAAAUGGCUUAUAUGCUGUUCAAUCAUGUCUAAACUAUAG
Rotaria sp. Silwood1 is the source of this 1560-nucleotide messenger RNA. The record is from the annotation of a GenBank genome assembly. NCBI's taxonomy places the organism in Eukaryota, Metazoa, Rotifera, Eurotatoria, Philodinida, Philodinidae.